This is a messenger RNA of Cryptotermes secundus, 2247 nucleotides long. RefSeq names its product V-type proton ATPase catalytic subunit A. The transcript has 13 exons. Gene Ontology annotation, biological process: ATP metabolic process; proton transmembrane transport. The record is from RefSeq and is a predicted model, not a curated record. Gene Ontology annotation, molecular function: ATP hydrolysis activity; ATP binding; proton-transporting ATPase activity, rotational mechanism. Bases 95 to 1942 code for a protein of 615 amino acids. Gene Ontology annotation, cellular component: proton-transporting V-type ATPase, V1 domain; lysosomal membrane. NCBI's taxonomy places the organism in Eukaryota, Metazoa, Arthropoda, Insecta, Blattodea, Kalotermitidae.
AAGUUGAAGCAGUAUGACUUUCGUAUUAAUUGAAGUGUCAGCUGCCUGGUCUUGUGAUCUUCGUUUGGAGGAGUGAAGUUUCAGUAGAGGAAAGAUGUCACCAAGCCUUCCAAAGAUUCAAGAUGAGGACCGAGAGUCCAAAUAUGGUUAUGUAUUUGCUGUGUCUGGACCAGUGGUCACGGCAGAGCGCAUGUCGGGCUCUGCUAUGUAUGAAUUGGUUCGAGUGGGCUACUUUGAGCUUGUGGGUGAAAUCAUUCGACUGGAGGGUGAUAUGGCGACUAUUCAGGUAUAUGAGGAAACAUCAGGUGUUACUGUUGGCGAUCCUGUGCUCCGUACAGGGAAACCCUUGUCUGUGGAAUUAGGACCAGGAAUUUUGGGGAGCAUUUUUGAUGGUAUUCAGCGUCCCUUGAAGGACAUCAAUGAACUAACAAAGAGCAUAUACAUCCCAAAGGGCGUGAAUGUGCCAUCUCUGAGCAGAACACAAGAAUGGGAGUUUGCUCCUACAAACAUCAAAGUUGGAAGCCACAUCACUGGAGGUGACCUGUAUGGGAUUGUUCAUGAGAACACCCUUGUGAAGCACAAAUUGUUAUUGCCCCCACGGGCAAAGGGUACUGUCACUUACAUUGCUUCUCCUGGCAAUUAUACAGUUGAUGACAUAGUGUUGGAGACAGAAUUUGAUGGGGAGCGCUCCAAAUACACUAUGUUGCAAGUGUGGCCUGUACGUCAGCCCCGGCCCGUGACAGAGAAGCUCCCUGCCAACUAUCCACUGCUAUGUGGUCAGCGUGUGUUGGAUUCUCUGUUCCCAUGUGUGCAAGGUGGCACCACUGCCAUUCCUGGAGCCUUUGGGUGUGGCAAGACUGUUAUCUCACAGUCACUGUCGAAAUAUUCCAACUCAGAUGUCAUCAUUUAUGUAGGGUGCGGGGAGAGAGGCAAUGAAAUGUCCGAGGUUCUGCGUGAUUUCCCUGAGCUGACAGUGGAGAUAGAAGGCAAUACUGAAUCAAUCAUGAAGCGAACAGCUCUUGUUGCCAACACAUCAAAUAUGCCUGUUGCUGCCCGAGAGGCUUCUAUCUACACAGGUAUUACAUUGUCUGAAUAUUUCCGUGACAUGGGCUACAAUGUAUCCAUGAUGGCUGAUUCUACAUCCCGCUGGGCUGAGGCUCUGAGAGAAAUUUCUGGACGACUGGCAGAAAUGCCUGCCGACAGUGGUUACCCUGCAUAUUUGGGUGCACGAUUAGCGUCCUUUUAUGAGCGUGCAGGCCGAGUGAAAUGCCUUGGUAACCCAGAUCGUGAAGGAUCAGUCAGUAUUGUGGGGGCUGUGUCACCUCCUGGAGGAGACUUCUCUGACCCUGUUACCUCUGCCACGCUGGGUAUUGUGCAGGUGUUCUGGGGCCUUGAUAAGAAGCUGGCACAGCGCAAACAUUUCCCGUCCAUCAACUGGCUGAUUUCUUACAGCAAGUAUAUGCGUGCUCUGGAUGACUUCUAUGAGAAGAAUUACCCAGAAUUUGUGCCAUUGAGAACCAAAGUAAAGGAGAUUCUUCAGGAAGAGGAGGACUUGUCUGAAAUCGUUCAGCUUGUUGGCAAGGCGUCCCUUGCUGAGACAGACAAGAUCACCCUUGAGGUUGCCAAGUUACUGAAGGAUGACUUCCUGCAGCAGAACAGCUAUUCCCCAUAUGAUCGCUUCUGCCCAUUCUACAAGACAGUGGGCAUGCUGAAGAAUAUAAUAGCUUUCUAUGAUAUGUCACGACAUGCUGUGGAGUCAACAGCACAGAGUGAAAACAAAAUCACUUGGGGUGUGAUCCGAGAUAGCAUGGGCCAGAUUCUAUACCAGUUGUCCUCCAUGAAAUUCAAGGACCCAGUGAAAGAUGGAGAACAGAAGAUUAAAGCAGACUUUGAACAGCUACAUGAAGAUAUCCAGCAGGCAUUCCGCAACCUAGAGGACUAAGUGACCCCUGGCAGCUAUGUCUGUCCAUUCCUUACAAUGUGCAUUUAACCUACAGUACUUACCAGCUUGUUAAAACCAUGUGCCGUAGUCCACAUCGUAGCAUUAGGCAUUUUGAGUGUACAUUUCCAUGUCAGAACUGUCAUGUGGAUGGAUGGGUGGAGGUUUGUCUUUUUGUUCGUAUCAUGUUGCAUUCCAUGUAAGAGCUCUGCUAAGGUAGUUGUGGUGCCAGUCACAUCACAGUAUUAUAUGUACAAAUAUCAUCAUUUCUGUGUAAAGUAAUGUACAGAUGUAAGUAAAAUAAAAUA